Gopherus flavomarginatus (Mexican gopher tortoise) is the source of this 1185-nucleotide messenger RNA. RefSeq names its product CGRP receptor component (gene CRCP). The transcript has 6 exons. Gene Ontology annotation, biological process: transcription initiation at RNA polymerase III promoter. Bases 69 to 512 code for a protein of 147 amino acids. The record is from RefSeq and is a predicted model, not a curated record. Gene Ontology annotation, cellular component: RNA polymerase III complex. Gene Ontology annotation, molecular function: nucleotide binding. NCBI's taxonomy places the organism in Eukaryota, Metazoa, Chordata, Testudines, Testudinidae.
GCGCGCUCUGAGUCAGGCGGCCCCAGUGCGCGGCUCCCCCCGCGGGCAGGAGGCGGCGGGCGGACGAGAUGGAAGUGAAAGACGCCAAUGCUGCAUUGCUGAGUAACUUUGAGGUGUUCCAGUUACUUACCGAUCUUAAGCAGCAGCGCAAAGAUAGUGGAAAACACAAACAGAGCUCUGGCCAGCAGAAUCUGAACACUAUCAUGUACGAAACAUUGAAAUACAUAUCCAAAACACCGUGCAGAUUCCAAAGUCCUGAGAUUGUGAGAGAUUUCCUCAUAGCAAUGAAAGGCCAUAAACUAACCAAAGCAGAAAAGCUACAGUUGCUUAACCACAGGCCAAUGACUGCAGUUGAGAUACAGCUGAUGGUAGAGGAAAGUGAAGAAAGACUAACAGAAGAGCAGAUUGAGUCACUUCUUCAGACAGUCUCCAGCAUUCUUCCAGGGAAUCCAGAGGAAGAGCUGCAGAGACAGGCGACAAUGGCAGCUGAAGAAGAAGGUGACCCAGAAUAGACAGCAUCUGAACCUAAGUUGGCAACAUAAUCAAAAGCUUAAUGAGAAAAGAACCAGCUAAACGUUUUGAUUGCAAAGACCAUGUCUGGGAUUUUUCACCCACGGCUUAAUCUUGUGUGACGUCACUGUACAGUAUGUUAAUGUUUUAUUGUAUAAAUCAUGAGAGCAACAGCUGUUUAUAAGAAACAUAAAUCAAAGGAGACCUCUCAUGUCAGCCUUUUGUGAGAUGCGAGAAAGAUAGUAACUGGCUUCAUAACACAGCAGUUUGUGACAUAGUGAAAAUAAACCUUAUGCUUGAAUAUUCUUUUUUUCCAUUACCCAUGUAACAGCUGUUCUUUUCUGAGUAGGGUUAUAUCCAGCUGGCAAUGUUCUAAUUAUCAUAGCAAUACACUAUAAUUAUAAUUGAUUUAAUAUGUUUUUGAAUUACUCAACUGUUUUCCAGAGUGCAGUUUACAAUACAGUGUCCGUUCUGUGUGAAAGAAGCCAUUUCAGGGUAUCGAUACACAGUUAGAAUUAAGUUAAAAAUUGUUUAAUAUCCAUAUAAGAUCAGUGGUAAUAGAUCCUUAUAACUACUAAUAUCUUUAGGAUUGUACCUUGAAAGUGGAAGGAAUGUAAAGGCUGUGUUGCUAUGGUAACUAGUCUCAAGGACACCUCUGAUAUGACCCUAUGCUUA